AUGGACCGCCCGGAGCCUGGGCUCAUCAAAUGGUCGCAAAUCCCCGGCUACGACAGCUUCAUCCACAUCAACCUACAGCACCGCGUCGUCCAGCUGUACGAGCCCAACGGCCUUGCACAGCGGAGCAAGUUCGACUAUGAACGGCUAUCAAAGCACGAUGACUUCCCGACCUUGACCACGUAUGACUGGUCCCCCACGGUUCCAGGCCUGCUGGCUGUGGGAACUCAGACGGGUGUGGUCAACCUGCUGAGGAUGGACGACAACUCCAACGCCUACAUCGAGUUGGGCCUUAAAAUGACAAGAACGUGUCAGGCGGUUGCGUUUAAUACCGAGGGUUUGCUUGCGGUCGGUUUGGAUCGUGUGCGUAUGGAUCAGUGCCUACACAUAUGGGACGUCAACCGCCUGUCGUCGAUGGACAAGUCUGCCAAGGGAUUCUCCAAGGAUAUGCACUCUUUUACGGAUCCUGCGUACAGGUUGGAGCCUAGUGUAUCUGUGUCGAGUGUCAAGUUCUUUGAGGACAACCCAAAGACAUUGGUUGUUGGAAUAAAGGCUCAAGGAUUACGCAUCCACGAUCUGCGAGAACCGAACAUUGGUGUCGUCACGUUUCAGACCAAAUGCAAUAACAAUUUGGCAAUAGACUACGCUGAUCAAAACUACUUUGCUUCGUCAGCGCUUGACCAGCCGGGCAUCAUGAUCUGGGACCGUCGAGCAACAUCCCGCCCGGUUGCUUCUCACUCGUAUCUUGGCGCAGUGGAUGAGGACGAGCUUCCAUGGGGUGGUGCACUCAGGCUUGACAGGGUCGUCGACUCUGACGAUGACCCGUCACUGAGCGAAAGCAAGCACUCGAUCGUCCGCUCUUUGCGCUACUGUAGAGACCACCGCGGUCUUUUGGCUGUGCUGUCUCGCACUGGGCAGUUGAAGGUUUUGAAGACAAACAAGGAGCUAACACCUCCCGACAUGUCUCUCGAGGGCAGCCCGGAGCUUUUAGAGGUUCACAAGUCUUAUGAUAUGGAUGUCCAGUAUGGUGAUAGCGGGAAGAAGAACGACCGGAUCGUCUCGUUCGAUUGGGUCACUCUGGACUCAGCUGUACUACAACCUCGAUUGGUUGUCUUGCGCGCCAACGGAACGUUUGAGAUUCUUGAGCAACCGUCGUAUACGUCCGAUUACUUGUAUAAGCUGACGCCAUGGCAGCCGCCUCAUCGCGGCCUCGAAGAGAGCGGCCCGUACCAUAACAUCAUGGAGUUUGAGCCAUCACAAUCCUCCGACAUGCUAGGUCCGUUAUUCGUCGAAGAGGCCCUCUCAGAUAUAGCUAUUUUUGGACCAGAUAAAGUCGACGUCCAGACUAUUGUCGACAAGACGUUACAGGCCAGAUUUUCUGCGGCAGACCUCAACAGUAGGUUGAUAGGAAACAACGAACGGUCCCCGUCUGCUCUUGAUAAGUCCAAGACUGUGGCUGAAAGAAUGCGCGCGUUGCGUUCUGAUUUGAAGGAGAAGGCGAAAGAGUUGGAAACAAACGGUGCGGAGUGCUCGAAUCUGGAAGAGUCGAUAAGCUCCCUGGCUCAGCUGUCUCUCCAUUACGACGGGCCUGUGUCUUGCCGCCACAUGCAUGAGUCGCUACUUUCUCUGACCCUCAAAGCCCAAAACCUAUCUACCGAGUCGCAGUGUCUGCUAGACCAUGCCAUGCUUUUGCGCGCAAAGGAAAAGUACUUAUUUGACUGCAAUGUCAAUCGGGCAGUGGUUGCCGAUGACCCCUGGCUGCGAUACAUGUGGGAUUGGAUUGCAGACGCGGAGGACGCUGCCCAGGACGGGGGCAUGAAGUUAUCCCCUUUGGACUUGAGUUACAUGGGUGUCUGUACAAUUUGGUGUAAUGAUCUAGGCCAGAAGCCAUCAUCGAGAUUACCUGAGGCAUCGCCGAUGCCCGAGACAACGCUUUGGGAGAAGACGAUUGGAAGCAUCUGCAAGAGACGUAAACUGCCAAAAUACGAGGGUACUCAGACCAAGAAGCCAUUUCACAGGCAGUUAUGCUUGGAUAUUUGCGGAUGGGGAGAUAAUGCAGCACACGAGGCAAGGGGGGCUACACACGACCCAGGCGAGGACUAUCCAACAACGGCUCACACUAUGGCGGCGGCUCGAGCUCUCUUCAAAGGGGAAACCCAGGAGGCGAUCCGAAUAUUGAAGACGGCGAGCGUGACGCACCCAGAGCUUCUCUUCGUGUCGCUCGCGCUGCAGCUCAUCGGCAGGAGCAACAACAAGCUCAGCAAGGAACAGCUGGACUUUGACGAAGCCGUUGCGUCAAAGACGGAUCCGUACCUCAGGGCAAUUUCGUCGCUGAUUGCUACAGGGGACUGGUUUGCCAUUGCGAACCAGAAGUCGCUGCCUCUGUCGGACCGCGCAUACGUGGCCGUCAGGAACUUUGACGACGAACAACUCACCAAAUGGCUGCAUGAACAAGUUUCGAUGGCAGUGGAUACCGGAGACGUCGAAGGGAUCGUUCUCACGGGUAUCACGGACAGGCUGGUGGAUAUCUUCGCCAAGUACGUCCAGAAGUUCAACGACUUCCAGACGGCCACGCUGGUCAUGUCAAUAUGCGCGCCGCGAUACAUUGACGACUACCGCUGCCUGGCGUGGCGCAAUGCAUACAGAGCAUACCUCCAGCGUCACAAGGCAUUCCUGCAACGAACCAAAUUCGAGGUUGAAAGCACAAAGAAGAGCAAACGUGGGGGACGCCCGACCAUCAAGCCGCCGUCACGGCAGAUUGCGCUUCGGUGCGUCUACUGUGACGCGGAGACGACUCUCGCAGGGCAAGGGGGGCCUGGCGCGGGACCACCUCCCGGAGCACCCGACUCGCGGAACCCGCUCAUGGCGACGAGCAUCAAUGCGGGAAUCAGCUGUCCCAACUGCGGGCGUCACCUCCCGCGAUGCGUCGUGUGCAUGGAGGUGGUUGGUGUUCCGAGAUCUGACCGGCCGGAGCUCAACGGCGAGCCGGAGAGUUGGAUGGCGGCCAACUUCCCGACGUUCUGCCUCAAGUGCGAGCAUGUGCUUCACCUAGACCACGCCAGACAAUGGUUCACGAGACACGUCGAAUGCCCCGUGCCCGAGUGUCGCUGCCGAUGCAACUUUCGAGCCAACCCGGAGCUUUCGUAUCAUUAA
Messenger RNA from Colletotrichum chrysophilum, 3150 nucleotides. RefSeq lists its product as uncharacterized. Gene Ontology annotation, biological process: positive regulation of TORC1 signaling. NCBI's taxonomy places the organism in Eukaryota, Fungi, Ascomycota, Sordariomycetes, Glomerellales, Glomerellaceae. Bases 1 to 3150 code for a protein of 1049 amino acids. Gene Ontology annotation, cellular component: cytoplasm. Gene Ontology annotation, molecular function: protein binding. The record is from RefSeq and is a predicted model, not a curated record. The transcript is spliced from 5 exons.